CGCCUAAUUGAUAAGACAAAAGUGACGUGCCUGAAGUGGCUGCCGUCGUCACCGAACCUGUUCCUGGCCGCCCAUGCUUCUGGGCAUCUGUAUUUGUACAACGAGGAGUUGCCGUGCACGCCAACAGCGCCCAACUAUCAGCAGUUCAAGAUGGGCGAGGGCUUUGUCAUCUACACGUGCAAGUCCAAGUCGACGCGCAAUCCGCUGUACAAGUGGUCAUUUGGCACGGACAAUGGCAGCAUCAAUGAGAUCAGCUUCUCGCCGUGCGGCAGCAAUUUGGCCAUUGUGUCGCAGGACGGCUUCCUGCGGGUCUUCCACUAUGACACGAUGGAGUUGCUGGGCAUCGCGCGAUCGUACUUCGGGGGAUUCCUGUGUGUGUGCUGGAGUCCGGAUGGGAAGUACAUUGUGGUGGGCGGAGAGGAUGAUCUCGUGACGGUGUGGUCGAUGCAGGAGAGGCGAGUUGUGGCGCGUGGGCAGGGCCACAGAUCAUGGGUGUCCGUGGUGGCAUUUGAUCCCUACACCACGAGCUACUCGCACUGGGACGGCCCGGACUUCUCGGACGAUGAGAAUCCCAUCAAUGAUGGGGGCUUCAGAAACUACAGUGGCGAUGAUAAUGACGCGGCACGACGGCCACCGUCCAGCGCCACGGCGGCGGAUAAGAUGGCCACGAGCUAUCGCUUGGGAUCCGUGAGUCAGGAUACGCAACUGUGUCUGUGGGACAUCACGGAGGAUGUGCUGCGACAGCCGGUGGGCAUUCGGCAUCGGCUCAGCUCGCACGAUCCGCAGCAGAAUCUCGUGAAUGGCGAGGCGGAGCGCAAGGGUGCCUCAUCGUCAGCCUCUGGCUCUUCUGUGUCCUCAACAAGUGCCGCCAUGUCCACAGUGUCGAGCGGAGCGUCCCGGGAUGUGGACAAUCCACGCCCGGCGGCGGCGGCCAGUGGGAAGAUUGCCAACUCUGUGGCGAGUGACAGUGCGCCAGUGGCCACGAACAGUGAUAGUAAACAUUGGAACAGCGUGAGUGGGAAGAGUGGCAAGAGUGUGAGUGUGAUUGGGAAUUGUGUGGGCAAUAGUGUUAAGUCAACGGACUCGCCGGACUCAAAGAACGGCAGCAGCAAAUCCUCCGACGGCAUGUCGGCCUUCAACACCCUCACGCAGAGGCUGUCACAUCUGGGCUUCGGCAGUGACAAGGCGUCGAGUCAUCAUCAUGGCAAGAAGACAUUCAGUCUGUCCAAAUCCAGUGCGAAUCAUCACUUUGUGCACAACAACAACAGCGCCAGCAGUCCAGGUGAUUCCGCCAGCAUUGCCACGAGUGGGAAGACGAGAUCUGGCGGCGGCGGCGCUGCGAUGGUUCAGGUGGCGACGAAUGGGAAUGGCGCAGCCGAUGGCGAUGGCAGCAGUGGCGGAAGCAGUGUUGUGGCCACUUAUGAUCCAAUGAAGUUGAUUGGCACGUCGGCGUGUCCGCGCUUCGAUGAGUGUCCCGUGCUGGAGCCGCUUGUGUGCAAGAAGAUCGCCCAUGAAAGACUGACAGCGCUCAUUUUCCGCGAAGAUUGCUUCCUCACAGCGUGCCAGGAUGGGAUUAUCUAUACGUGGGCGAGGCCAGGAUUUGCGAAUGCUCCUCAGCACGCCGGCUCGAGUCCAUCGGCGCCUCCCGGCGGAACAGUGGUUUAAUACAGUGAAAACCAUGUUUAGGAAAAACAAUGUCUUGACGCAGUUUCACCGCGCGCGGAAGAACUCCAGAUCGUGUGGAGUGUCGAAACAAAAAUGGGCCUAUGAAUAAAAUUCUCAUGCAAAUGGAAAAAAGUGAGAGAAAAGCAGGAAAACUCUGUGUCUUCUGGAGGAUCUGAUAUGAGAAAAGAUGAAGAAAAGAAAAAAAGCACGGAAUGGAAAGAGCAGUAAAUUAAAAUAUAAGAUUUCUGAAGUGAAACUGAUUUAUAGGAUAUUAUAUUGAGUGGAAAGAAUGGGGAAGAGAAAAGAAGAAGAAAAAACCUUUCAAAGUAUGAUGAAGGAAAAAAAAACAUGAAAAAUAUUAGUAGCAAAAAUUUUACACACCAAAGAUAACAAAUCUUGUAAUUACUAAUUAUUCUAUUUGAGGAAAGAGAGAGAGAGAGAGAGUGAGUUUUCAGAGCAACAAGAGUGCGUGAGUGUGUGAGAGAGAGAGAAAUAUUUAAUUUUUACAAUUACAUUAGUUUCUAAGAAGUAAUUUUAUUUCAUUUGAAUGUCUGACCAUUUGAUUUUCUCACGGUAGUUUUUAGUGAAAGCCUGAAGAAAAGUGGUGAGAGCUUUUGUUAGCGCAAGAAUUGUUUUAUAUUUCUUCAGCUUCUAUUGUCAACUCUUUUCUUAAUAUUAUAUUAUAUAGAGAGAGAGAGAGAAAUUAUUACACUUUCCUUUCCACAUUGAUAAACAAAAAAAGAGGCGAUUUUUUUCUAUAAUAGGCAAAUUGUUUAAGCAUAUUUGUAAUUUCCAAUGGCCACAAACUUGCGAACAAAUCCACAACAUUUAUUUUCUUGUAUUUUAAAAUAUAUUUUAUAAAUUUAUUUUAGCAAAUAUACAUUUAAUUAACUGUGAUUUAUUCUUACCUGCUUUUAUUGCAAAAAAAAAGAAGAAAAGAAAACCACAAUUUUCUAUUCACAUAAUUUCUUUUUUCUUCAUUUCUUUGAGCCUGAAUCUUUGAACGUGACGUAAAAGAAGAAGAAAAAGAACACAAAUCUGUCCAUCAAACGAGGAGAAGAAGAAGAAAAGAAAAACAUAUUCUGUACAAUUAAAUAAAGGAAAAAAAAUUCUUUCUUGUAACAUUCCGAAAUCACUUAAAGUAGCGUGAAAAAGUAGUUGAGAAGAGAGAGAGAGAAAAAAAACAUUAUAAGCAAAUUUAACAUGAAAACAAGAAACGAUUCUUCUCUCAUCAUGAAAAAAUACUAAAGAAAAAAUGAAUAUUUUUAGGGAAAAAUAAGCAAAAUAAUUGUGAAGUGGAAUGAAGGAAGGAAAAGAGGUGAAAAACGCUGAGAAACUGAUAUAUUUUGAAUAAAUUAGCAAUUUUAAUGUUGUUACGUGCUGUUGUGAAAGUUUAUUUGAACCAGAAGAUGGUGAAGAAGAAGAUGAGGAAAAACUAUUGACGAGAACAAUCUGAGAAAUGUAACAGAAAAGCAAAUUAACAAAAUACAAAAGAAGAGAAACAAUGAGUAACAUUUUUGCAUUAUUAUCGAAAAAUAUAUUUUUCUUUUUCUCGUUUUUCUGUAAAGUCAGUGAACAAAAAAAAACAACAGUUGAAGUUUUUUAGGUGGAAAAAGAGAUGAGAAAAAACGCAAGUUAAAAAGAAAAGUAAUAAAGAUAGAUAAAAAAUAUUACUGUAAAACUUAUAACUAAAUAACACAUGAAUAGAAUAUUUAAAGUUUUUAAUUUUAAUAGAGUUACUAAAAAACAAGGAGAAGAAGAAAAAGAAAACUAUAGAGCAAAAGUAAGGCGCAGAUGAAAAAAAAAAUUCUACGAGAGGAAAAUUCAUUUCAAUCUGAGAGAAUUCUAGCAACACAAUUUUUUUCAAAAAAUAUGUUGUCUCCGGACGAGAUGAGAGGAGGAAUAACAAUAGCAAAGAGAAUCAAAAGCAGAAGAUGAGGAAGAAGAGUGACAAAUGGUGAGGAGAAAGAAAAUGUAAUUGUUGCGGAAAUUGAGCAUUUCUAUAUUGAUUUUCCACAUGCAAUUGUGUGCGAAAAGCCAUUUUGGAGUUGAAGUAAUUUUUUUGUGUGUAAAAGUGCACAUUUUUUGCUGAUAAAACUAAAAAAAAAUUGAAAAUGAUUUGAAAAAUAAUAUAUUGAGGAAACAUUUUUAAUACAUAUCCAUUUGUGAGAAGAACAUGAGAAGAAAUUUCUAAAUUAAAUUAUUAAUUUAUUGUGUGUAUAACAGAGAAUUGGAGGAUUUUCAAUAUAUAUAUAUUGGUUGGAGAAAUUUUUUUUUUCGAUUUUUGAGAACGAGAGUGAAAUAGUAAAAAAAAAAUGUUUGCCAUUUUUGUAAAUAGAAAAGUAAUAUUUGAAGAAGAUGA
This is a messenger RNA of Phlebotomus argentipes, 4027 nucleotides long. Its product is annotated as WD repeat-containing protein 20-like. The transcript has 2 exons. The annotation marks the transcript as partial. Gene Ontology annotation, molecular function: protein binding. NCBI's taxonomy places the organism in Eukaryota, Metazoa, Arthropoda, Insecta, Diptera, Psychodidae. The record is from RefSeq and is a predicted model, not a curated record.